Molecule: messenger RNA, 863 nt
Organism: Procambarus clarkii (red swamp crayfish)
Lineage: Eukaryota; Metazoa; Arthropoda; Malacostraca; Decapoda; Cambaridae
Source: RefSeq, a predicted model, not a curated record
AGUAGGGGUCGCUGGGGGAAGGAACCAUCAGCGCCCUCUGUUUACACGGUCUUUCCCUCGCCAGACGGAGCCAUGGCUCGUGGACCAAAGCAUCAUCUGAAGCGCCUUGUUGCUCCUAAAUCAUGGAUGUUAGACAAACUUGGGGGUGUGUAUGCUCCCAGGCCUUCUACAGGUCCCCACAAACUACGGGAGUGCUUGCCUCUGGUCCUGCUCCUGCGUAAUCGUCUGAAGUAUGCCUUGACCAACACAGAAGUGACAAAGAUCACUAUGCAGCGCCUUAUCCGUAUUGAUGGCAAGAUAAGGACAGACAGAAACUUCCCUACUGGGUUUAUGGAUGUUGUGAGCAUCGCUAAGACCGGCGAGUACUUCCGCUUGCCUUUUGAUAAUUACUUAUUGCAAUUCAUUUUAUUUCAGUACAAGUUGUGUAAGGUAAAGAAGGUAUCUGUUGGCCCCAAAGGUGUACCUUUCCUUGUCACCUCUGAUGGUCGCACCUUGCGUUACCCAGACCCUUUGGUCAAGGUCAACGAUUCAAUCCUGUAUGACAUUGAGAAAAAAAAGAUGAAGGAUUUCAUUAAGUUUGAUUCAGGAAACUUGUGCAUGAUCACUGGUGGCCGUAACUUGGGUCGUGUAGGAACCAUCGUGUCCCGUGAGCGUCAUGCUGGAAGCUUUGACAUCGUUCACAUUAAGGAUGCUGUAGGUCACACUUUUGCCACCAGAUUGAACAACGUGUUUGUCAUUGGUAAGGGUAACAAGGCCUAUGUGUCUCUACCACGUGGUAAGGGCAUCAAACUAAGCAUUGCCGAGGAGCGUGAUCGUAGGCUUGCGCAGAAGGUCAAUUAAGAAAUAAACUCUUGAAAUUGAAA